AAAGAAGAGGAUUAUGCUGGCAAUUUUCAGAUCAUUGAUGAAGAGGACACUCAGUUUAUGACCAACUGCCCCCCUGCUGUGACUGAGAGCACCCCUCGCAGGAGGACUAAAAUACAGGUGUUCUGGACAGCGCCUCCAUCAGGCAGCGGCUGUGUGGUGAUAAAGGCGAGCAUUGUUCAGAGGAAAAUCAUCUCCUUUCAGGAUGAUGGCUCGCUAACAAAGCGGAUGUGCGAGAAAGAGUUAUUAUAUGGAGAGACCACAGAAAAACCUCUGCUGGAUUGUUGUGCCUGUGGAACUGCAAAGUACAGAGUCACCUUCUAUGGAAACUGGUCAGAGAAGCUGCAUCCUAAGGAUUAUCCCAGAAAAGCCAAUCACUGGUCAGCUCUCAUUGGAGCAUCUCAUUCUAAAAACUACGUGCUGUGGGAAUACGGAGGUUAUGCCAGUGAUGGCGUCAAACAGGUCGCAGAGCUGGGCUCGCCUAUAAAAAUGGAGGAAGAGAUUCGACAAAAGGUAGGAGGGCACACGUUGGUGUAA
Messenger RNA from Trichomycterus rosablanca, 534 nucleotides. RefSeq names its product spondin-1-like. Gene Ontology annotation, cellular component: extracellular matrix. NCBI's taxonomy places the organism in Eukaryota, Metazoa, Chordata, Actinopteri, Siluriformes, Trichomycteridae. The transcript is spliced from 5 exons. The record is from RefSeq and is a predicted model, not a curated record. The coding region runs from base 58 to 534 and encodes 158 amino acids. Gene Ontology annotation, biological process: cell adhesion.